Messenger RNA from Eucalyptus grandis, 2132 nucleotides. Its product is annotated as two-component response regulator ARR2-like. Gene Ontology annotation, cellular component: nucleus. The coding region runs from base 1044 to 1829 and encodes 261 amino acids. The transcript has 6 exons. Gene Ontology annotation, molecular function: DNA binding; DNA-binding transcription factor activity. NCBI's taxonomy places the organism in Eukaryota, Viridiplantae, Streptophyta, Magnoliopsida, Myrtales, Myrtaceae. Gene Ontology annotation, biological process: phosphorelay signal transduction system; regulation of DNA-templated transcription; cytokinin-activated signaling pathway. The record is from RefSeq and is a predicted model, not a curated record.
AACAAAAACAAAAGCAGAAAUCGAACUCGGAGGAAGCAGAGCAAACCCUGUCUCUUCUGUAUUCUUUCAAUCCCGCAACGAAUUCUCCUGAAAUUUCUUUCCCGCAUCAACGCCCUCCCAAGAUUUUCUCUCCCCUCUUUAUCUGUUUUGCCGAGUCGGUUUUGAACUCGGCAAUCAGUUCGUAGGCCCUUUGUGCUUCGUUCUUGGAACAGAAAUCUGUUUCUUCCCCCUCGAACGAUCGACACCCACCAAGCGAUUUCUCGAAUUUCUUACUUAUCUAUAAGUUUCCUCAACUGGGUUUUUCAGAUAAUGAAGUGGGUACGGAGAAGAUACAGACUCUAGGAGAUAACCUGUAUAUGAGAGAAUUCUGUACUCUGUAAUUGCUGAAUCAAUCAACCGCAAACUUCAUUCAAACAUCUGUUCAUUCCUCUUCUCGUUCUAUCUUACAAAUCUCUAAUAUAUGAAGAAAAAGCGAAGAAACAGAGAGAAAGAACUUUAACGAAGACUCAGAGAAAUCAGAGAUCAAAGAGAUUCGAGUUCUUUGAAAAAAUCAAUUACACCUCCUUCAUCAGUUCUCUUUAAAACCUUUUUAUAUUAAAGCUUAACUUCCCGAACUUCCUUUACAACAGAUUUAACAACUUUUUAUUAACAGAAUGAUUAAUCUUGGCACACGUGUAGCUUCUUCAGUAGCUUGAUCAGCUUCUGUUCCUGGUUUUAAUCUGUUGUAUAACCGGAUCCUUCACAAGGAUUGCCAGCUCAGCUUGGAUUGAGGAUUGCCAGCUCAGCUUUCAGCUUACUUCGAGCUUGCUCUGCUUUGGAUUGUUCAGCUGCUUUGUUCAGCUGCUUUGUUCAGCUCAGCUCCUCUGCUUCUAUCAGCUUCUCUGUUCUGGUUUUGUUUCUUAACAGGUACUGCUUUCUUGAUUGCCCCCAGCUCGAGGAUGUGAGGAUUUCUUGGUUUUGGGGGUCGAAAGAGAGAAAACCAACUCUCGAGUUCUUGAUCCUGCUCUGCCCCCAAUCUGAGAAGGGACAGCGGGAGAGGAUCCAUGUCAACGUUGACUUCGAGCUGCUCUUGGAAGGCCGGGGACGGGGUCUCCAAUCAAUUCCCGGCGGGUCUGCGGGUCCUCGUGGUGGAUGACGAUCCGUCUUGUCUGAGGAUCUUGGAGAAAAUGCUCAAGACAUGCCAAUAUCAAGUGACAACAUGCAGUAGGUCAGAUGUUGCAUUAUCCACGCUUCGAGAUAACAAAAAUGGAUUUGACAUUGUGUUGAGUGAUGUUCACAUGCUGGACAUGGAUGGCUUCAAACUUCUUGAACACAUCGGGCUCGAAAUGGAUCUACCUGUAAUCAUGAUGUCCACCGACGACGGGAAGCAGGUCGUAAUGAAGGGCGUGACCCAUGGUGCUUGUGAUUAUCUGAUAAAACCGAUAAGGAUCGAGGCAUUGAAGAACAUAUGGCAGCACGUGGUUAGGAACAGGAAGAACGAAUGGAAGGAAUCGGAGCUGGAAGAUGUGGAUUACUCAUCUACAGCAAGUGAAGGAAGCUGGAAAAGUGGAAAGAAAAGGAAGGAAGAGGAGGAUGAUGCAGAAGAAAGGGAUGAUUCAUCAACGCUGAAGAAGCCACAAGUAGUUUGGUCCGUUGAGCUUCACCAACAGUUUGUGUCAGCUGUCAAUCAGCUCGGAAUUGACAAGGCUGUUCCGAAGAAAAUACUGGACUUGAUGAAUGUUCCUGGGCUGACAAGAGAAAAUGUUGCUAGCCACCUUCAGAAAUACCGCCUGUAUCUUAAGAGACUCUGCUCGUUGAAUCGGACAGUCUGCUCCUUGUCGAGACUUUGAAUGGACAACGACAGCCGCCAUGGGAGGAGAGGUCUCUGUUCUCCGAAGCUGCCUCUUUGCAUUGCCUUUUCCCAAAUCUCACUCUAACCUAUUGUCGACGCGAAGCAAAUGUGGUAGCCGAUUGGGCUGCAAAGCCCACAAUCGGGCCAUGUUGUACCAGAACUGGGCUGUCUUUCCCCCUUUUUAUCCGAUCGAUCUUGUAUGUGCUGAUGCACUAGCUGCUGGUUGUACUAAGUUUAUCUCUUGAAUAUAGUUUCCAUUAUUUCGACCAAAAAAAAAAAAAAAAAGAGUUUUGGUGUUUGA